AUGAGUGAGGCGAUCAAGGGUCCGCUAUUGGGUGCUGCUGCUGGUGUGGCGACGUAUUUGGCGCUGCAGAAGUCGAAGGUGUUGGGGAAGGGCAAGGGCCCCUCUGAGGUGUCUUACAAGGCUCCACAGUACUUUGUUGAGAACAAGUAUCCUGCGAAGGAGCACAAUCGUGUUGUGAAGAGCAAGAUGGCCGAGCGGGAUACGCCCGUUGGGUUUGUCCUUGCUGGGAACGUGGUGGAGCCCGUGAAGUACUGCGAUGGGCAGAAGCCGUUCCGGCAGGAGCGGUACUUCUACUACCUGUCUGGGUGCGACAUCCCGGGGUCUGUAAUAUUCUUUGACGGGGCUCAGGAACGGCUUGUGCUGUUUAUCCCUGAUGUCGACGAGGAGAGUGUCGUUUGGAGCGGGCUACCAGCGACGCCCAAGGAGUGUAUGGAGCGGUACGAUGUCGACGACGUGAUGUACGUGUCUGAGUUACCCAAGAUGUUAGAACGGGACGCAUCUGGAUUGGAGCUGUUUACUACUGAUUUUGAUGUGCUUGGCUGUGUGAUUGGUGACCAACGGGGUCGAAUUGCCGCUGGGUCGAACGAGUUCUUCGAUGCGAUGGAUGAGGCGCGGCUGAUCAAGGACGAGUACGAGAUCGAGACUUUGAGGCACAUCUCCAAAAUGACGGACUACUGCCAUUACUCUGUGAUGUCCGCGUUACCCAUUGAGCAGAACGAGUUGCAAUUGGAGGCCGAGUUCCGGUACCACUCGCACCGCCAGGGUGCGAAGGGGUCCGGAUACGACCCGAUCUGCGGGUCCGGUUCCGCAUGUGGAACUCUGCACUACGUGACGAACAACCAGGAACUUGCUGGGAAGGAUUCUGUCCUUGUGGAUGCCGGUUGCGAGUGGCGCAACUACACUUCUGAUGUGACGCGGUGUUUCCCCCUAACGGGCCGGUUUACACGGGAGCACCGGGCAGUGUACGACGCUGUCCUAGACAUGCAGACCCAGACGAUGGCGCUAAUGUCCCCUGGGGCCUCCUGGGAAGAGUUACACCUGUUGUCGCACCGCGUGCUGAUCAAACACCUGUUGAAGAUGGGUGUUCUCCGUGCGGGACACACUGAGGAGCAAUUGUUGGAGUCCCGUGUAUCCUGUGGGUUCUACCCACAUGGGCUGGGCCACUUGCUCGGGCUCGAUGUGCACGACGUUGGUGGCCACGCGAACUACGAGGACACGGACCCACUGUUCAAGAACCUACGGUUGAGACGCACGUUGCAAACGGGGAUGGUAGUGACGAAUGAACCAGGGUGUUACUUCAACGAACACCUGCUGGACGAGUUUGUGCGGCCGUUCCCUGAACGUGCCCAACUCGUGGACUUCACCGUUGUAGAGCGGUACAUGCGCGUCGGCGGUGUUCGGAUCGAGGACGACGUGCUGAUCACGAAGGAGGGUCACGAGAACCUUACUGGGAUCACCUCGAACCCCGAGGAGAUCGAACAGAUCGUAGCCAACGGGUCAGCGUAG
Molecule: messenger RNA, 1506 nt
Organism: Huiozyma naganishii CBS 8797
Lineage: Eukaryota; Fungi; Ascomycota; Saccharomycetes; Saccharomycetales; Saccharomycetaceae
Product: putative Xaa-Pro dipeptidase
Exons: 1
Coding region: 1-1506 (501 amino acids)
Molecular function (GO): manganese ion binding; metalloaminopeptidase activity
Source: RefSeq, a predicted model, not a curated record